This is a messenger RNA of Acanthoscelides obtectus, 2555 nucleotides long. The record is from the annotation of a GenBank genome assembly. Lineage: Eukaryota; Metazoa; Arthropoda; Insecta; Coleoptera; Chrysomelidae.
UGUCAGUUUAUUUAUCCCAUUACCCUUGUCUAGAUACAAGUUUGUUUUGUGGUCCCAAACUCCCAAAUAAGUCAGUACUGUCAGUAGUUUUAGUUAUUGGGUUUUUGAUAUUUUGGUAAAUUUCGGAUUUGCAUUGCCUUGCAGGUUUUCGUAAAGUUUGGCUUCAUGUAUGGGACAUCCUGCUGUCUCCAAAACUAUAAUGUGUUUAGAUAAAAAUAGAGCAGUAUCCUAGUAUUUGUGUCUUUUGAAUGUCAUCAAGUCAUACAAAACACCUGCAAGAUGAAUGAAAACGAGGUAGAAGCAACUCACGUUACCGAUGGUUCGACUGGGUCUUCAAACAAGGAUAUAUCAGAAACUGGAAGUACACCAAACCCUAAAACUUCUGAAAAUGGAGCUGAAUGUUUGCAUUGUCAAGAUAAGCUGGAGAAGGAAGAGAUGGAUGAAAUCAUUGAUACAGAGUUUCCAAAAAAGGCUGAAAGUCUUUCUGAAGUUCAUUUGAAGACGGAUACUGAUCACUCACAAAAUCCUUCAGAGUCUAAGAAUAACAGUAUUUCAAUUUCUAAGGAUGAUGAACACAUGAUAAAAUUUAAGCAAAAUGAUCAUAAACAAAGGCACACGUCUGAUAAACAUAUUUCUGAGCCUUUCAGUAAAGAAAAUGAGAUUAGGGAUUUAAGGGAUGACGAUAUUUUUUUUGAAACACUUAAGAUGAGUCGUGUUCUUGAGGACAGACUUACAGAAAUACCUGGUGCCUUAGAGUAUAUUAAAAAACUACACCAUUUAAUUGAUAAACAUAUAAAGAAGAUACGAAAAUUAAGGAAGAAACUCAAUGAACAAACAACAAAGAAUUGUAAAGACUCUUUUACACAAACCGAUGUAGAACAUCCAGUUUUGGCAGUAUCUGUAUCAGAGGUUGCAGAAAAAGAAGUGAAAAUCGAAGUUGAAUCAAAACCAAAAAGCUUAGCAGAAGAUAUUGCUGAAGCUGCUGAAAUGGCCGUUCAGAAUUCUGGAUUUGUUUAUGAAGAAACAUCUGGAAUGUAUUAUGAUUAUAAUACUGGAUAUUACUAUAAUGCAGAAUAUGGAUUAUACUAUGAUGGAUCUACAGGCACGUACAUGAACUACAAUCAAGAUACACAGUCAUAUGAGUUUCACUCCCAAGUAUGUGUAGCUGAUAAUCGACAACCUGAAAAGAAAACCAAUCACCAAAAACGUAAAAACAAAGGAAAGACUGCAAAAGUAAAUCCAAUCAGUUGUGACUUGAGCUCCUUAGAGCAGUCCUUCAGUAGAUUGAGACUACAUACUCUACGCUCAACCGCGUUGGGUACGUAUGCACUCAGUAACACGUUGUAUUAUUUGUAGGAACAAUCAAAGAGGAAGUGCAAAGAGAACCAAGAGGGAUCUGGGGAAGACGAUGUUGAAGAAGGAGAGUGUUCUGACAGCAGUGCGAGUUCUGAUAUGGAUGAUGCGUCGUCUGAGCAUGAAUCUGAUUCUAGUGAGAUAGCAAAAGCAGCACCUUGUAUGCGCGUUAUAGUGGAAGCGACUGAAGUGCCUUCAUUGAAGGUCGGAUCACUCUUCAUUAUCACUCGAGAUGGUGGCACUUUAGGAAGAGAAGGGCACCAUUCUGUUCUUAUACCGGAUGUGAACGUUAGCAAACAUCAUCUCAAGUUUACAUAUGACCAGACGGAUGGAUGUUAUUAUGUUACUGACCUAGGCUCUAGAAACGGAACCUUGCUAAAUGGAAAACGGUUGUCGCCAUCAAAGCAAGAAAGUGAACUGUCGAAAAUUCAACAUGGUAGCAAAAUCCAGAUUGGUUCCACAAUUUUACUUUGCCAUAUUCAUGAUGGAAGUCAAACAUGUGGACACUGCGAACCUGGAUUACUCCAAAAACAGAAUCUUAGCGUAGGUGCGCCAAGAAUAAUAUUCAGAUACAAUAGAGCUGAGAGGCAUAAGAAUGAGUUGAAAAGUCUGAAGAAACUAUGCGGUAUAAAACCGUACAAUCAGGAUUCCAAACUAGCGGAAGGAUAUACUGAUAGAGCACAGAAACGAAGGGAUACAGUGGGAAGUCAAAAUCCUCAUGAGAAGACUCAGGUUGCUUCAGUGGACGAAUCAAUCUCAAAAGAGAAUAAAGGAUUCAAACUGCUGCAGAAAAUGGGCUGGAAGGAGGGAGAGUCACUGGGCAAAGAGAAUGAAGGAAUAGUUGAACCAAUAAAAGUUACAGCAAACCAGGGGACGACAGGUAUAGGCGCAGAAACAUCAACUCUUCCAGGAACAAAUGAAAAAUCUACUGUUUGGGUCAAGACUCAAGAACGAUUUAAUAAACUACCAGAAAGCAGAGACAUACUUGGAUUAGAUUCCGAUUAGCGUCUUUCAUUUUGAAUAUAUAAACUCAUCCAUUUUGUUAUUAGUAAUAAUUAUUAUUGUACAAUUUAUUGUAAAAUGUAAUUUACUGCCAAUGUUAACAACUUGUUACAAAGUAAUUUAUUUGUUGCAGUCUUAAUGAUAUAUUGUAAGGUUUGUGUAAACGUCAAAAUGAAUUAAAAAUGUAUUGUUUGUUGAAA